This is a messenger RNA of Musa acuminata AAA Group (dessert banana), 852 nucleotides long. Its product is annotated as pectinesterase inhibitor-like. Gene Ontology annotation, molecular function: enzyme inhibitor activity. Lineage: Eukaryota; Viridiplantae; Streptophyta; Magnoliopsida; Zingiberales; Musaceae. The transcript has a single exon. The record is from RefSeq and is a predicted model, not a curated record. Bases 7 to 621 code for a protein of 204 amino acids.
CAGUUGAUGUGGCCACACAUUCUUCUUGUGGGGUUGCAGUCACGGGAGACAAUCAUCUGUUUGCCGGAGAUGGACGCUUGCAGACCUUCUUCCUCUCUCCCCCUGUAUCUCCUCUUCAGCUUCAGCUUCACCUUCAUGGCCGCUUUGGGACUCUCCGACGACACCGAUGCCAUCUCCUCCACCUGCAACCACACACUCUACUUCGACGUGUGCAUGUCCACGCUCACGUCCCGCCCAAGCAGCCGCCGCGCCGACGUGUACGGCCUCGCCGCCAUCUCCCUCGACGUCGGCAUCACGCAUGCCAAGGCGACCAUAUCGUACACCAAGAGCUUGAGCAAGCAGAAGGGCUUCGCCGGCGGCACGUACGCGUCCGUGUGCAUCGCGGAUUGCUUGGAGGAGUACAAGGAGGCGGUGCAGAGCCUCCGCGAGUCCACCGGUGCUCUUCGGAGCGGGUCUUACGACACGGUCAACGCGCUGGUGUCGGGAGCCAUGACGAAUUCCGACACGUGCGAGAGCGCGUUCGGGGAGAAGCCGGGCCUGCAGUCGCCGUUGACGGAGAGGAACGACUACUUCUUCAAGCUCUGCAGCAACUCCAUUGCCAUCACCAACCUCCUUGCUUGAGGUCACUCUGCAAUAGAGCAAAUUUCCAUCUAUACUACUAUUUUAUGUUGUAAUUUCUACAAACAGGAUGUUGUUGAAGGUCAUGAGACCUAAAUAAAUCUUGUAAUGAUCAAAAUAUUCAUGAGUUUUGCCUCAACUAAAUCAUGCAUAAUGAACAUUGUAGCAAGCAUUGGCCUGCAUGAACAAGUUUAUCAGAUCAAAUCAAAAGGAUUAGGUCCACAAAUCAUUCCA